AUGCUGAAUUCGUCUUCCUCUGUUAUUGCCGAUGGUUCUGAUGUGAGCCCUCCUCAAGAUCUUCGAAAAGGCAAGACUUUUAUCGUCUCUUACCUUGUUGAUUCAUUGGGUUUAACUAAAAAAACUCGCAGAAUCGAUCUCAAGAGGUGUGGACUACUCCAAGAAGAGGUCCUCUCUGUGUUAAAGAGAUCUCGGAGAUGCAUUGGCUCUUCAGAUCAGAAGAUAUUCGACUCCGUUGAGACAUUUCUCGGCCUAGGAUUCACCAGAGAUGAGUUUGUGAUGAUGGUCACUAGAGAGACGAGAACAGAGAGAUAA
Thlaspi arvense is the source of this 315-nucleotide messenger RNA. Lineage: Eukaryota; Viridiplantae; Streptophyta; Magnoliopsida; Brassicales; Brassicaceae. The record is from the annotation of a GenBank genome assembly.